GUAUUCACACCUACAUUUUCAUGCUUUUCCACCAUUGACUAUAAACAUUACAAACAAAGAAACCUCAAAACAACAACAAAAAAGUCACCAGGAUCGUCAUCAACUCCGGCAAAGAGAAGGAGAAAGAGAGAGAUAGACAUGGCCAUGGCCGGAGCUUACGCUACGAACUUACCGGGGGUUCCUGAAUGGCUCAACAAAGGAGACAACGCGUGGCAGCUCACGGCGGCGACUCUUGUCGGUCUACAGAGCAUGCCAGGUCUCGUCAUCCUCUACGCCUCCAUCGUGAAGAAGAAAUGGGCUGUGAAUUCAGCUUUUAUGGCUCUUUACGCCUUCGCCGCCGUUCUCCUCUGUUGGAUCCCAGAAAGCAUCAGGUGGUUUGCGAACGGGACGAUAGAGAGAGAAGCGACGACGCCGUAUUUUCCGAUGGCGACUCUGGUGUAUUUUCAGUUUACUUUUGCGGCGAUAACGACGAUACUUGUGGCCGGAUCUGUUUUGGGGAGGAUGAAUAUCAAAGCGUGGAUGGCUUUUGUGCCAUUGUGGCUCAUCUUCAGCUACACAGUCGGAGCUUAUAGUUUAUGGGGCGGAGGGUUUUUGUAUCACUGGGGAGUCAUUGAUUAUUCCGGCGGAUAUGUUAUUCAUCUCUCCUCUGGUGUUGCCGGUUUCGUCGCCGCUUACUGGGUGGGACCCAGGCCCCAGGCUGACAGAGAGAGAUUCCCACCGAACAAUGUUCUUUUAAUGCUCGCCGGAGCUGGGCUUCUAUGGAUGGGGUGGUCCGGUUUUAACGGCGGAGCUCCAUACGCCGCCAACUUAACUUCCUCAAUCGCGGUGCUCAACACCAACCUCUCAGCCGCCACAAGCCUCCUCGUAUGGACCACGCUCGAUGUCAUCUUUUUUGGCAAACCUUCUGUCAUCGGAGCCAUUCAAGGCAUGGUCACUGGUCUCGCCGGCGUUACUCCCGGAGCAGGGUUGAUCCAAACAUGGGCAGCUAUAAUAAUUGGAAUAUUCUCAGGAUCAAUUCCAUGGGCCUCUAUGAUGAUACUCCACAAGAAAUCCGCUCUCCUUCAACAGGUUGAUGAUACAUUAGCGGUAUUCUACACGCACGCAGUAGCAGGAAUACUAGGUGGAAUAAUGACCGGCUUAUUCGCACAUCCUGAUCUCUGCGCCUUGUCACUUCCUGUCCCAAACACCAACGGAGCUUUCUACGGCGGCAAUGGCGGCAAACAGCUUUUGAAACAGUUGGCCGGAGCUGCUUUUAUCGCUGCCUGGAAUCUUGUGUCGACGACUCUUAUACUACUUGCUAUCAAGAUCUUCAUACCGUUGAGAAUGGCCGAGGAAGAGCUUGGGAUUGGAGACGACGCUGCUCAUGGGGAAGAAGCUUAUGCUCUUUGGGGAGAUGGAGAGAAGUUCGAUGCCACAAGGCAUGUGCAACAGUUUGAGAGAGAUCAAGAGGCUGCUCAUCCUUCUUAUGUCCAUGGUGCUAGAGGUGUCACCAUUGUUUUAUAAAAAGAAAAUUCUUCUCUUCUAAUUUUGGUGUUAAUGGUUUUUAUGACGUAGAGACAUUCAUGAGUGAUGUGUUUUGUAUAGGUGGAAUCUCUAAAUUCAGAUAUUUUUUUAUUGAUUUGAUAUAUUUGAAGUUAUCAACCAUUUGUUAUUUUGUUGAAACGAUAGAUUUAACUUAUGGUUUUUGUUGCAAGAAA
Thlaspi arvense is the source of this 1697-nucleotide messenger RNA. The record is from the annotation of a GenBank genome assembly. Lineage: Eukaryota; Viridiplantae; Streptophyta; Magnoliopsida; Brassicales; Brassicaceae.